CAUGCGGGACUCACAAGGCUGCAGCCGGCGCCGCGGCCACUCCCGGGAGCAUGAAGGACCGAACCCAAGAGCUCCGCACGGCCAAGGACAGCGAUGAUGACGAUGAUGUCACUGUCACCGUGGACCGAGACCGCUUCAUGGAUGAGUUUUUCGAACAGGUGGAGGAGAUCCGAGGCUUCAUUGACAAGAUCUCAGAGAACGUGGAGGAGGUGAAGCGGAAGCACAGCGCCAUCCUGGCCUCCCCCAACCCUGACGAGAAGACGAAGGAAGAGCUGGAAGAACUCAUGUCCGACAUAAAGAAGACAGCAAACAAAGUGCGCUCCAAAUUGAAGAGUAUCGAACAGAGCAUUGAGCAGGAGGAAGGCCUGAACCGCUCAUCCGCCGACCUGAGGAUCCGAAAGACACAGCACUCCACACUGUCCCGGAAAUUUGUGGAGGUCAUGUCUGAGUACAAUUCGACACAAUCUGACUACAGGGAGCGCUGCAAGGGCCGAAUCCAGAGGCAGCUGGAGAUCACUGGCCGGACCACGACCAGCGAGGAGCUGGAGGACAUGCUGGAGAGUGGGAACCCGGCUAUCUUUGCCUCUGGGAUCAUCAUGGACUCCAGCAUUUCGAAGCAGGCCCUGAGCGAGAUUGAGACUCGGCACAGUGAGAUCAUUAAGCUGGAGAACAGCAUCCGUGAGCUGCAUGACAUGUUCAUGGACAUGGCCAUGCUUGUGGAGAGCCAGGGGGAGAUGAUUGACAGGAUCGAGUACAACGUGGAGCACUCCGUGGACUACGUGGAAAGAGCCGUGUCUGACACCAAGAAGGCCGUCAAGUACCAGAGCAAGGCGCGCCGGGUCAGUAGCCCCAACUCUGCCCAAACCAUGUUUCCCAUGUACCCAUCUGUGAUCACAGAUACCCCCCAACUCUGCCUCUAUCCCACCUCUCCCAAGUCUGCAGUGCCUCAUUGUAACCACCAGGCCCAUUCCAGGUCAUCACCUUCCCCAGUUAGCCCUCCAGACUCUCCAGCCCUCGGCCGUCAUCACAGCCCCAGACAGGCCUGAAAAGGACUGCCUGUUCAGGGCUCUGUCAGGUGGCAGCUUUACCCACUCAGUCCUCUCAGGAUACUCUAAUGUCCUGUCUCCUCAAAGCUCUGCCCAGCCCCAGCUGCUCCCAUGAGCUGACUGAGGCCUUUCCCUCCUGCUUCUCUGGUUCAGAAGAAGAUCAUGAUCAUCAUCUGCUGUGUGGUCCUGGGCAUUGUCAUUGCCUCCAUCUUUGGAGGUAUCUUUGGAUAGAAACUACCCCACCUGCCACUCCACUCUGGAUGGUUCACCCUAAGGAAGCCCCCUGGCUGCUGACGCCCUUCGGCUCGGAACCUCUCCUUCCCACUCCACACUGCUCCUUCCUGUCAUGGGGCUCUCCAUACCCACCCCGCCCUGAGCCGUCGUGUGCAUGAUCUUUGUAACAGUGUGUGUCUGUACGAGAGAGGUAGAGGGGAGCCAGGCUGGAAAACAGCCAGUGGGGUGGGGACAGGUCAGCAAGGGACAGACUCAGGCCCUGGCCCAGGCUGCCUCACCCUUUAUAGGCAGGGCUGCGCAAGGUAGCCAUGCUCCCCUUCCUCUGCCUCUAGUAAUUCCACUCUUAACCCAGGGGUCUGCCUUCUCUGGGUGUCAAGACUCUCUGGACCCUAACCUUGUCUCCUAUUGACCCACCCAUCUGCCCUGUCUUCUCCAGCUGUCCCCCGAAGCCCAGCCCCCUGAGGGGUGGGGACCAGCUGGCCACAUGGUGCUGCUUUUCAGGUUAGGGGAGGGAUGGCCCUGAGAGACAGCCCAGCUCUAAGCCUCUUAACAGCCAAUCACUGCCAGGGAGGCUCAGGGUGCUGUGGCCAGGUGGCUUCUGGCCAUGUUAAGACCAGGCUCCCUCCCCUACCUAUGGGCAGAGUCCAACAGGUCUUUGACUGCCUCAACCUCCCUUCCCACAUUCCUAGAGCACCAGGAGCAACCUGGGCUUUGCCUGACCCCAGAUCACAUCCUGGAAGAGGCUGGCUGGUGCCUGGUCUCCAGCCACCCUUGGAGCUAGAGAGGCAAAGCAGGCCCCGGUCUGGCCAAGCCCACAACCUGGGCCAGCCGUUCUCCUCAGCAGGCCUUAGUUAGGUCCUCAAGCCAUUGUGUUGCAUGUUUGGGACAAUGGUCCCUGCUCUCUUGUGCUCUGGGAAGUCAGGUAUCACUUCAGGCCUGCAAUCACAUCCUCCCCUUGCUUGUCCCCCAUUGAUGUGCCACGUGAGUGUCAGGUGUCUUGGAUGCAGUAUUCAGCAGCUAGCCAGGGAGGGGUACCUCCCUCCCCACCAUCUUGGGGCUUUUCAAGUCAGAAACGUGCCCCCACUUCAAGAUCCUUCUCUUCCUCGUUGACAGGCAAGGAGUGUGCAUGCAAGUGCAUGCAGCAGGGAGUGGGGCCAAGUCUGAGCCCCACUUCCCUCAGCUUUGCUCCUGCCCAGUGACUGUGACCACUGUCCGUGUUGCCUUCUUUAAUGAUUUCCCUGCCCUCCUUUACCCCUUCACCAAAGGUCUUGGUACAACCAGCUGCCCAUUUUGUGAAAUUUUUAUGUAGAAUAAACAUUUGUAUCUGUA
Phyllostomus discolor (pale spear-nosed bat) is the source of this 2609-nucleotide messenger RNA. RefSeq names its product syntaxin 1A (gene STX1A). NCBI's taxonomy places the organism in Eukaryota, Metazoa, Chordata, Mammalia, Chiroptera, Phyllostomidae. Gene Ontology annotation, molecular function: SNAP receptor activity; SNARE binding. The coding region runs from base 51 to 1046 and encodes 331 amino acids. The record is from RefSeq and is a predicted model, not a curated record. Gene Ontology annotation, cellular component: SNARE complex; synaptic vesicle; plasma membrane. The transcript has 9 exons. Gene Ontology annotation, biological process: exocytosis; synaptic vesicle fusion to presynaptic active zone membrane; intracellular protein transport.